Messenger RNA from Daucus carota subsp. sativus, 1655 nucleotides. RefSeq lists its product as uncharacterized. Gene Ontology annotation, cellular component: membrane. The coding region runs from base 247 to 1488 and encodes 413 amino acids. NCBI's taxonomy places the organism in Eukaryota, Viridiplantae, Streptophyta, Magnoliopsida, Apiales, Apiaceae. The record is from RefSeq and is a predicted model, not a curated record. The transcript is spliced from 7 exons.
AACAUAAAUUUCGAUGAUAAAACCAACUUUAAUUACGUAAUUGCGAGUGGAGUUGAGCAGACCCACUGAGUCGCAAAACGAGUUCCCAGAAAAACCAAGUCAGAGCAUAUCACAAAACGUGUAUCCACAAGACCACAACAAAACUAUCUUCAUACUCCAAGUCUUUAAGCUAUUCUUCUGCAACUCCCCUUUGUUAAACACCCGAUCAUCAUCUUUUUAAUCAGAUAAGUGAAUUGAACAUCGAAUAUGUGGGCGGCGUCAUGUCUAGCAUCGUGUUGCGCGGGGUGCGCCUGUACUGCCUGCCAAACUGUUGUGUCAGGGAUUAGUAGGCGGUCUGCUCGUAUUGCGUAUUGCGGUUUGUUUGCGCUGUCACUUAUUGUGUCUUGGAUUCUUCGAACCGUUGCUGCUCCUUUUAUGGAGAAAAUCCCUUGGAUUAAUCAUUUUCACCAAACUCCGAGUAGGGAAUGGUUUGAAACUGAUGCAGUGCUUCGGGUUAGCUUGGGAAACUUUUUGUUCUUCUCUAUUCUGUCUUUUAUCAUGGUUGGUGUAAAAAGUCAGAAGGAUCCUCGAGAUGGUAUACACCAUGGAGGAUGGAUGAUGAAAGUUAUUUGCUGGUGCCUCCUCGUCAUUUUAAUGUUUUUUCUUCCAAAUGAAUUCAUCAGUUUCUAUGAGACUACGUCCAAAUUUGGUUCUGGCUUGUUCCUUCUUGUUCAAGUUGUGCUUUUGUUGGACUUUGUGCACAGUUGGAAUGACAAGUGGGUGGGAUAUGAUGAGCAGUUCUGGUAUGUCGCCUUGCUUGUUGUUUCGCUUGUAUGCUAUGUGGCAACAUUUUUAUUCGCUGGCGUCUGCUUUUAUUUGUUUACUCCUUCUGGACAAGAUUGUGGACUUAACACAUUCUUCAUUGUGAUAACUCUGAUUUUUGCUUUCCUUUUUGCUAUAGUUACACUACAUCCUACAGUAAGUGGCAGCAUUCUGCCUGCAUCGGUUAUCUCGUUGUACUGUACAUAUCUCUGUUACAGUGGGCUUGCUAGUGAACCUAGGGAGUAUGCUUGCAAUGGCCUUCACAAGCACUCUCAAGCCGUCAGCACCGGCACCCUUACUGUUGGUCUAUUGACUACUGUGUUAUCUGUUGUCUAUUCUGCGGUUCGUGCUGGAUCUUCAACAACGCUGCUGUCUCCUCCGAGCUCACCUCGAGCAGGUGGAAAGCCUCUGCUUCCUCUGGACAAGUUAGACGAGCAUGUAGAGAAAGAAAAUGCUUCCAAGCCGGUCUCAUACUCCUAUUCCUUCUUCCAUAUCAUCUUCUCCCUAGCCAGCAUGUACUCUGCAAUGCUUCUAACUGGAUGGUCAACUUCAGUCGGGGAGAGUGGCAAGUUGGUGGAUGUGGGCUGGGCUUCAGUUUGGGUUCGUAUUUUGACUGGCUGGGCAACUGCAGCUCUAUUCAUAUGGUCCAUGGUUGCCCCACAUCUAUUCCCAGAGAGGGAGUUCUGAAGCUUGUAUGUAUAUGAUAGUAUGUUGUGAUGGACAAGUCUUUAAAAGCAGAUAUUAUGUAAAUGGAUGCAUAAUGUAUCCCUAGUAACGUGUGCAACAACUGCUUGUGUGGUCUUGUGGAUAUCAGCUAACCUUUCAAUAAAUACAAUCUGGUUUUGCUUGUUAAA